AUGGAGCACGGCGGCGAAGGUGUGGGUAUCAGCGACUCACCUCAGACACAGAUUAUGGUGACCUCACGGAGGGUGUCAACUGUGCGUACUUUUGCGUGCUGUGGACCGGGUAAAAAGCGCUAUCUCAUCUCCGUCCUCUGCAUGGCCUGUCUUACCAUCGUUAUUGGGAUGCGACCCUCUCAUCAUCGCCAACUGCCGUGGACUGCGACUAUUACCGAGGAUUUAGUUGAAAAUGCCGUCUUUUUCGCUUACCUUAUUGCUAGUCCAAUCGGUGGAUACUUGACAGUGCGACAUGACUCGUCCCUCCUACUAGGAUGCUCCGUAGCAAUGACCUGUGGACUCAAUUUAUUCCUCCCACUUGCGGAAACUAUCGGAUCAAAUAUUGACGCAAAAUUGGCACUUAUUAUUAUUCUGAGGUUGCUGCAAGGCAUGGCGGAGGGAUGUCUUAUACCCGCAGUGUUUGGGACUCUGCGAUACUGGAGUCCUGAUAGCGAGCGCUCAACUCUUAUUUCCUUAGCGGUGAUAGGGGUCUCGUUGGGUCCACUAAUUGGUCUGCCAGUCUGUGCUGAAAUCGAGCAGAAGUGGGGUUGGGGAGUGGUCUUCUACAUAUACGCAAACUUGGGUCUCAUUUGGUGCAUAUUUUGGUGGCGUAUGGUGGACGAGAAGCCACAAAAGGAUAGAAGUCUCUCAAAGGCGGAGAAAAUUUAUCUGAAAGAGAACACCUCCCAGCAACUGCUGUUCGAUCCUGCACACGUGAAGAUUCCUUGGGUGGCCAUUUUCACUUCCAAACCAAUAAUGGCGAUAUUCCUUACAUACGCCGCAGACGACUGGACGUUUCAGAUAUCGUCUGUGUGCAUGCAAACAUUUUACCAACAACGCUAUAAUGCCGAUGUCCAAAAAACAAUAUUUCUUCUCUCCUUUCCAUUUCUCUCUCGAUCAAUUUUUGUCCCCAUAGGUAAGUUAAUGGGCAAUUUCGCUAUUCAAAUACCUCAAUAA
Molecule: messenger RNA, 996 nt
Organism: Hydatigera taeniaeformis
Lineage: Eukaryota; Metazoa; Platyhelminthes; Cestoda; Cyclophyllidea; Taeniidae
Source: the annotation of a GenBank genome assembly